ACGCAGCUCCGCCCCGUGCGUCCUGCCCCGCUCCGCCCUGAGUCCCGCCCAGUCUUGCGUCCCAUCCCCGGUCCCGAAUUGCUCCGCCGGGUGCGCUCUGAUCGGCCUCCACCCGUCUGGCACAGCGUAUGCGAUCAGCCUGAGCCCCGUGGGCGCGAUCCCUGGCCGGCCGGGCAGAUGCUGGGCGCGAUGGCCGACCUUGCCCUCGCCCCGGUAACGCGGCAGGUCAGCGGCCGCGCCGCCCCGGCCGCAGUCCCUAGCGGCCCCGAGCGCGGGCAGCCCCUGGCCGCAACAGUGGCCGAGCUGUCUGUGCUGGACGCCUCCGGGAGGCAGGUGCCGUUCGGCGCGCUGUUUCGGGAGCGCCGGGUUAUCGUGGUCUUCGUGAGGCAUUUCCUGUGUUACAUCUGCAAGGAAUACGUAGAAGAUCUGGCCAAAAUCCCCAAGAGUUUCUUACAAGAAGCAAAUGUCACCCUUAUAGUGAUUGGACAGUCAUCCUACCAUCAUAUUGAGCCUUUCUGCAAACUGACUGGGUAUUCUCAUGAAAUUUAUGUUGAUCCUGAGAGAGAAAUUUAUAAAAAAUUAGGAAUGAAAAGAGGUGAAGAAAUUGCCCCUUCAGGAAAGAGUCCCCAUAUAAAAUCAAAUGUACUCUCGGGAAGCAUUCAGAGCCUGUGGAGGGCAGUGACUGGCCCUCUUUUUGAUUUUCAAGGAGACCCUGCUCAGCAAGGUGGAACCCUCAUUUUAGGUCCAGUUAGACCAGACAGAAGAGAAGCCCUGUUUUAUGAGACUGAGUCCUAUAGAUUAUCCUCAAUGACAUUGAGCCAUAGUUUUGGAUGGCUUGUUUCCAUCGUCCAACCUGUUGUGAUCCCCUCAUCUCCAUCGUCUCAGUAUCGUGUGACCACAUGUUCAGGUAACAACAUCCAUUUUAUACACCGUGAUAGAAAUAGGUUGGAUCACAAACCCAUCAACUCUGUUUUACAGCUUGUAGGAGUUCAGCAUGUGGACUUUACAAGCAGAUCUUCAGUUAUCCAUGUGUGAUGGUGUAGACUCUUUAUCACUUUCGAAUGGACCCUUGGGAUAUGACCUGAAAUGUUCAGAUGUGGUAUCCUUGUGCAGUGUCUCACUUGUUGGCUUUUCCCAGCCUUUGAGGAGUUAUGAAAACAUAAAGAGACCACGUACUAGUUGAACUACAUACUGAGAGGCAUCAGUUGUCAAAAAUGUUAUAUAUAUUUAUAAUUCUAUAGCUUUUAAAGUUUUAUGUAAAAUAAAAUUGUAUUUAUAUAAAAUAAAACUUUAAAAGCUAUAAAAUUAGAAAUACCAUUUUUUAUUUUACAUUAUG
Felis catus (domestic cat) is the source of this 1336-nucleotide messenger RNA. It is a transcript of the gene PRXL2C, whose product is annotated as peroxiredoxin like 2C. The transcript has 7 exons. The record is from RefSeq and is a predicted model, not a curated record. The coding region runs from base 178 to 1035 and encodes 285 amino acids. NCBI's taxonomy places the organism in Eukaryota, Metazoa, Chordata, Mammalia, Carnivora, Felidae.